Molecule: messenger RNA, 2510 nt
Organism: Brassica rapa (field mustard)
Lineage: Eukaryota; Viridiplantae; Streptophyta; Magnoliopsida; Brassicales; Brassicaceae
Source: RefSeq, a predicted model, not a curated record
CGUUUUCCCUUACAUCAGCCGCUUCCUUUCUACUUUUCUCGUUAACCGCAAACAAAAAUGGUUUCAGAGUCGGACCUCGUGACUCGACUCCGAGAGAUUCUCAGUAGCUCCGACCUCGAGACGACGACUCCGGCGACCGUCCGUCGUCAACUGGAGGCGGAUUUCGGCGUCGAAUUGACGGAGAAGAAGGCGUUCAUCAGAGAUCAAAUCGAUGCUUUCCUCGAGAGCAAUGGCGGAGUAGGAGAAAACCCAGUUAGCCCGAAGGCUGAAGAAGAUGCCGAUGAAGAAGACGACGGCGAUGAAGAGAAGGAAGAAAGGCCAGUAAAGGCAAAGAAACGAGGAGGUGGUGGGUUUGCCAAAGUAUGUCAGCUUUCUCCACAGCUUGAGAAGUUUAUUGGAACCUCUCAGUUAGCUCGCACUGAGGUUGUGAAGAAAAUGUGGGCUUAUAUCAAAGAGAAAGACUUGCAAGACCCAAAGGAUAGAAGGAAGAUACUGUGUGAUGAGUCGCUUCAUUCCUUGUUCCAUGUUAAGGCCAUUAACAUGUUUCAAAUGAACAAGGCGUUAGCCAAGCAUAUUUGGCCAUUGGGUGAUGGUGGAGAUGGGUGUGUAACCAGUUUGAAAGAAGAAGAUGAAGCUGAUGCAUCAGGGGAAAGAGACGAGAAGGGGGGAAAAGCCGAAGAAAUGGAAGAGGAUAAUGAAGAAGAAAGUGAAGAAGAAGUCAGGAAUUUGCGUAAACGCAAGAGAAAGAAGCCAGCCAAGUCUGAGGAGAAACCCAAGAGGAAAGGAGGAGGUGGGUUUGCUAAAGUUUGCAGCCUCUCGCCAGAGCUUCAGGCUUUCACUGGGAUGACGAAAUUAGCCAGGACAGAGGUUGUGAAAAUGCUUUGGAAGUACAUAAAAGAGAACAAUCUGCAAGAUCCCAAGGAUGGACGCACAAUUAUCUGUGAUGAAUCAUUGAGAUCUCUGUUCCCUCUCGAGUCCAUCAAUAUGUUUCAAAUGAAUAAACAUCUAAGCAAGCACAUAUGGCCUUUAGAGGAUAAUGCAGGAGAAUCAGGUGGCUCUAGCUCUCCAAAAAAUGGAAAGCUAAAAAUGGAAACAGAGGACGGAGACACAGAGAGUGAUGAACUAAACGAGAAUGAUGAAAAGCCAAAGAAGGAAGGGUGUGGUCUUCUUGCUCCCCUUCCACUCUCAGAUGCUCUUAUCAAGUUCUUGGGGGAUGGAGAAAGCUCGUUUUCGAGGGCAGAUGUGGUAAAGAGAUUGUGGGAGUACAUAGAACAGAAUGAUCUUCAGGAUCCUUCUGACAAGAAGAGAAUCAUAUGCGAUGAGAAGCUGAAAGAACUCUUUGAAGUUGAUUCGUUCGAAGACAUAUCAGUCUCAAAACUCCUGACCAGCCACUACAUCAAGAUCGAACAAUGACUUUGAAGCCUCUUUCAAAAGCGGAUGGUUUCCUGUGGAAGCUUUUAUUCGGAACAGUAGAGGUCGGUUCAGGACUUUAAAUACCGCAAAGCCAGUCAAAAGACUAAAAAGGUAUUGCGGCAUUUUGAGACUUGGAAGCAUGUGUUUUCUGAAUUUGCUUGCAAGUGCAUCCUUUUGAAGUGAUCUCAAUAUGUUGUCUUUUUGGUAUAUAGUGACAAAACUAGAACCGAUAUGUUUUGAGACCAAACUAAUUGUUUUAAUCAUUUCCUUUUUUAUCAUUGUAGACAAUAAAAGUACCAAAAACAGGAAUCACAUCACUUUUGUCUUAAUGAUACAAAGCAUUAUUAUCGUUGUUGUAGCCGUUUCUGCAUUUUCUUAGUGCAUUUUGUUUUGCUUGCAUCUGUUCACAAGGAUUUGUCCUUUGAAGCUGAUAUAAAAUAUGCUUAGCGUUUGGUUAAGAUCCAUUAUAUAGCGGUUCAUAGCGUUCUUGUUUAAGAUCAAUUAUAUAGUAAAAGUGUUCUAUGUAAGGUAAGGAUUAGUUUUCAUCAAAUCUUUCAAAGAAUUAACGAUGACAUAUUAUAUAUGAAUCUAUAAACAAGAAAUCAUAAUGGCUUUCUUCUAUAAUAUUCUGCAGCGCAAAGACUAGCUGAUCUAUAACUUACUCAUUCACUAAAGAGUCUUAAAACAUAAUUACACCAAAUGGUCCGUCCACAAGAAUGUUUUUUUUUACCAAUCCACAAGAAUGUUGUUCGCGAGUUUAGUAGCUUUUGUACAAUAUAUUUAACUCAUUGAAUACAUAUAUAUCUUCAUUUUGUCAAAAAUGGUAAACUAUUUAUGAUUCGAUUCGUUUUUUCAAAGGGUUGAGAUUUGAUUAGGUAAAAAAGGAAAUAAUAUUUUUUUUUUAACACUAAAGAUUUUAUUAACAUAAAAACCAAAGUACAUAACCUGAUACAAGGACGAGAUACAAAGCUGGCGAGCUUGAAAGCUCCCAGAAAGUAGCCAGCGGAUAACAGAUAAAUCCCCGGAAACAAAAUAGAACAUCACUAGAAAAACAAACAUACAUACACAAAUCCAAGUAGUUCUAACAACAAAACACC